GGUGGUGCCGGAGCCGGGGCCAUUUUCCCUUCAGCGGCGGCAGCGAGAGCCGAGGAGCCGGGGGGCGAGCUGGGAAGGAGACAAAGCUGCAGAAGCUGUCUGAGCCCAAGUACCCCAAUUUGGAGGACAUGGCAUCGGGCAUUGGAUCCCCAUCACCUUGUUCUGCUGGCAGUGAUGAUGAGGAGAUGGAAAUCCUGCUGAAUAACAGCAUCCCUCAGCACCCAGAGCCUGAAGAAGAGCCAGAGGAAGAGCUGCUAUCAGAGGCUGAAACUCCCAAAAUCAAGAAGAAAAAGAAGCCCAAGAAGCUGAAGGAACCAAAAGUGCCCAAACUUAGCAAGCGCCAGAAAAAGGAGCUAGGGGACAGCUCUGGUGAGGGGAAUGAGUUUGUGGAGGAGGAAGAGGAGGUGCUGCACUCAGACAGUGAGGGCAGUGACUACACCCCUGGGAGGAAGAAGAAGAAGAAAUUAGGGCCCAAGAAAGAAAAGAAAAACAAAGCCAAGCGCAAGGAGGAGGAGGAGGAAGAAGAGGAAGAUGAUGACUCAAAGGAACCCAAAUCGUCUGCUCAGCUCCUGGAAGACUGGGGUAUGGAGGACAUUGAUCAUAUCUUCACAGAGGAGGAUUACCGAACUCUCACCAACUACAAGGCUUUCAGCCAGUUUGUCAGGCCACUCAUAGCUGCCAAGAAUCCUAAGAUAGCUGUCUCAAAGAUGAUGAUGGUGCUGGGGGCCAAGUGGCGGGAGUUCAGCACUAACAACCCCUUCAAAGGCAGUUCAGGGGCCUCUGUGGCAGCUGCAGCGGCUGCGGCUGUGGCUGUGGUAGAGAGCAUGGUGGCCAACGUGGAUGCUGUCCUUCCCCAGCCCCCUGCUGAUGUGCCACUACGUAAGGCCAAGACCAAGGAGGGCAAAGGGCCUAAUGCCCGGCGGAAGCCCAAGGCCAGUCCUCGUGUUCCUGACAUCAAGAAACCCAAAACCAAGAAGGUGGCUCCUCUGAAAAUCAAACUGGGAGGAUUUAGCUCCAAGCGUAAGAGAUCAUCAAGUGAAGAUGAGGAUCUGGAUGUGGAAUCAGACUUCGAUGAUGCUAGCAUCAAUAGCUACUCUGUUUCAGAUGGAUCCACUAGCCGCAGCAGCCGCAGCCGCAAGAAACUCAAGGCUGGGAAAAGGAAAAAGAAAGGUGAGGACGACUCCACAGUUCCUGUGGAUGGCUAUGAGACAGAUCACCAGGACUACUGUGAGGUGUGUCAGCAGGGAGGAGAAAUCAUCCUGUGUGACACCUGUCCCCGUGCCUACCACAUGGUCUGCCUGGACCCAGACAUGGAGAAAGCCCCAGAGGGCAAAUGGAGCUGCCCACACUGUGAGAAGGAGGGGAUCCAGUGGGAGGCAAAGGAGGAUAACUCUGAAGGCGAGGAGAUCCUGGAGGAUGUUGUGGGAGACCCUGAGGAGGAGGAUGAUCACCACAUGGAGUUCUGCCGGGUCUGCAAGGAUGGAGGGGAACUGCUCUGCUGUGAUGCCUGUCCCUCUUCCUACCACAUUCACUGUCUAAAUCCCCCACUGCCAGAGAUUCCUAAUGGGGAAUGGCUGUGCCCUCGCUGCACUUGCCCAUCUCUGAAGGGGAAGGUGCAGAAGAUCUUGAUCUGGAAGUGGGGCCAGCCCCCACUACCCACACCAGUGCCCCGACCAGCUGAUGCAGACCCUAACACUCCCUCCCCCAAACCCCUGGAGGGCCGGCCUGAGCGGCAGUUUUUCGUCAAAUGGCAGGGCAUGUCCUAUUGGCACUGUUCAUGGGUGUCUGAGCUGCAGCUGGAGCUGCACUGCCAAGUGAUGUUCCGAAAUUACCAACGCAAGAAUGAUAUGGAUGAGCCACCCUCAGGGGACUUUGGUGGUGAGGAGGAGAAGAGCCGCAAGCGAAAGAACAAGGACCCCAAGUUCGCUGAGAUGGAGGAGCGCUUCUAUCGCUAUGGGAUCAAGCCUGAGUGGAUGAUGAUCCACCGGAUCCUCAACCACAGUGUGGAUAAGAAGGGGAAUGUCCACUAUCUGAUUAAAUGGAGGGACCUGCCCUAUGACCAGGCCUCCUGGGAGAGUGAGGAUGUGGAGGUGCAGGACUAUGACCUCUACAAACAGGCCUACUGGAAUCACAGGGAGCUGAUGAGAGGUGAAGAGGGUCGGCCUGGCAAGAAGAUAAAGAAGGUGAAGAUGCGGAAGCUGGAAAGACCCCCAGACACACCCACGGUGGAUCCAACGGUGAAGUAUGACCGGCAGCCAGAGUACCUUGAUGUAACAGGAGGGACAUUGCACCCCUAUCAGCUGGAGGGGCUGAACUGGUUGCGCUUCUCCUGGGCCCAGGGCACAGACACAAUCUUGGCUGAUGAAAUGGGGCUGGGCAAGACGGUGCAGACAGCUGUGUUCCUGUACUCUCUGUACAAAGAGGGCCACUCAAAGGGACCCUUUCUGGUGAGUGCCCCACUCUCCACAAUUAUCAACUGGGAGCGGGAGUUUGAGAUGUGGGCUCCAGACAUGUAUGUGGUGACCUACGUUGGGGACAAGGACAGCCGGGCCAUCAUCCGGGAGAAUGAGUUCUCCUUCGAGGACAAUGCCAUACGUGGGGGCAAGAAGGCAUCCAGGAUGAAGAAGGAAGCAUCUGUGAAGUUCCACGUGCUGCUCACCUCCUAUGAACUGAUCACAAUUGAUAUGGCCAUUCUGGGUUCCAUUGACUGGGCCUGUCUUAUUGUGGAUGAAGCUCACCGGCUCAAGAACAAUCAAUCUAAGUUUUUCCGGGUGUUGAAUGGAUAUUCCCUCCAGCACAAGCUACUGCUCACAGGAACCCCUCUGCAAAACAACCUAGAGGAACUGUUCCACCUGCUCAACUUCCUUACACCUGAGAGAUUCCAUAACUUGGAAGGCUUCCUGGAAGAAUUUGCAGACAUUGCCAAGGAGGAUCAGAUCAAGAAGCUGCAUGAUAUGCUGGGCCCACACAUGCUGAGGCGCCUCAAGGCUGAUGUUUUCAAGAACAUGCCCUCAAAGACAGAACUCAUCGUCCGGGUGGAGCUGAGCCCCAUGCAGAAGAAAUACUAUAAAUACAUUUUGACAAGGAACUUUGAGGCACUGAAUGCACGAGGUGGUGGCAACCAAGUCUCCCUGCUCAAUGUGGUCAUGGAUCUGAAGAAAUGUUGUAAUCACCCCUACCUCUUUCCUGUUGCUGCUAUGGAAGCUCCAAAGAUGCCAAAUGGGAUGUAUGAUGGUAGUGCCCUGAUCAGAGCAUCUGGGAAAUUGCUGCUGCUCCAGAAGAUGUUGAAGAACCUCAAGGAAGGAGGCCACAGGGUGCUCAUCUUCUCACAGAUGACUAAAAUGUUGGAUCUCUUGGAGGAUUUUCUGGAACAUGAAGGGUACAAAUAUGAGCGGAUUGAUGGUGGGAUCACAGGGAACAUGCGCCAGGAGGCCAUUGAUCGCUUCAAUGCUCCUGGUGCUCAGCAAUUCUGCUUCCUGCUUUCCACUCGAGCUGGGGGGCUCGGUAUCAACCUGGCUACAGCAGACACAGUGAUCAUCUAUGAUUCAGACUGGAACCCACACAAUGACAUCCAGGCUUUCAGCCGUGCACACAGGAUUGGACAGAACAAGAAAGUGAUGAUUUACCGUUUUGUGACCCGGGCUUCAGUAGAGGAACGUAUCACUCAGGUGGCGAAGAAGAAGAUGAUGCUAACGCAUCUGGUGGUGAGGCCAGGGUUGGGCUCCAAGACAGGCUCCAUGUCCAAGCAGGAGCUUGAUGACAUCCUGAAGUUUGGGACUGAGGAGCUCUUCAAGGAUGAGGCCACUGAGGGUGGUGAGUGCCUGGGUGAUAGCAAAGAGGGUGAGGACAGCAGUGUCAUCCACUACGAUGACAAAGCAAUCGAGCGACUACUGGACCGAAAUCAGGAUGAGACUGAAGACACAGAGCUGCAGGGCAUGAAUGAGUAUCUCAGCUCCUUCAAGGUGGCCCAGUAUGUGGUACGGGAAGAAGAGAUGGGGGAGGAGGAGGAAGUGGAGCGGGAGAUCAUAAAACAAGAAGAGUCAGUGGACCCUGAUUACUGGGAAAAGUUGCUGCGUCACCACUAUGAGCAGCAGCAGGAGGACCUGGCUAGGAACCUGGGCAAGGGUAAACGUAUCCGCAAGCAGGUCAACUACAAUGAUGGCUCCCAGGAGGACAGAGAUUGGCAGGAUGACCAGUCAGAUAACCAGUCGGAUUAUUCAGUGGCCUCUGAGGAAGGCGAUGAGGAUUUUGAUGAGAGAUCUGAAGCUGCUCGCCGGCCCAGUCGCAAAGGCCUGAGAAACGACAAAGAUAAGCCCCUGCCUCCCCUUCUUGCCCGUGUGGGAGGGAACAUUGAAGUGCUGGGCUUCAAUGCCCGCCAGCGCAAAGCCUUCCUUAAUGCCAUCAUGCGCUAUGGGAUGCCACCCCAGGAUGCCUUCACCACCCAGUGGCUUGUCCGGGACCUGCGUGGCAAGUCUGAGAAGGAGUUCAAGGCCUAUGUCUCGCUGUUCAUGCGUCACCUAUGUGAGCCGGGAGCAGAUGGUGCGGAGACCUUCGCAGACGGGGUCCCACGGGAGGGGCUGUCCCGCCAGCAUGUCCUCACCCGCAUUGGAGUCAUGUCACUCAUACGCAAAAAGGUGCAGGAAUUUGAGCAUGUGAAUGGGCGCUGGAGUAUGCCAGAACUAGCAGAGAUAGAGGAGAACAAGAAGCUUUUGCAGCCGGGGUCGCCCUCCCCCAAAACCCCCACACCCUCCACGCCAGGGGACACGCAGCCUAACACACCUGCCCCUGCCCCUCCACUUGAAGAGGGUGUGAAGGUGGAAGAAGGAGCCAGUACCAGAGAGCAAGGGGAGCCCAUGGAGUCUGAGAAGGAACCCAACCUAGCUUCUGCUGAAGCAGAGGUCCCAAUGGAGCAGUGUGCCCAGCCUGUGGAGACACCCCCACAAGAGGCAAAGUCCCCAAUGAACCCCCCAGAAGCAGAGGAGAAAAAGCCUGAGGAACCAGAGGUGAAGGAGGAGCCAAUGGAAAUGGAAAGCAAAGCUGAUGUGGAGAAGAUUGAAGAUAGAGUGUCGUCUGAGCCCUCUGCUGAACCUCUGACUAUCAACCUGGAUGAGAAGGAGGAGAAGAAAGAAGAUGACAAGAGGGAUGUGGUGAUGCUGCAGAACGGGGAGAUGCUGAAGGACUCUCUUGAUGAGAGGCACAAGAAGGCAGUGAAGCAGCGCUUCAUGUUCAACAUAGCUGAUGGUGGCUUCACUGAGUUGCAUUCUCUAUGGCAAAAUGAAGAACGAGCAGCAACUGUCACCAAGAAAACCUACGAGAUCUGGCACCGGCGCCAUGACUAUUGGCUCUUGGCUGGGAUCAUCAAUCAUGGCUAUGCCCGCUGGCAGGACAUUCAGAAUGAUCCACGUUAUGCCAUCCUCAAUGAACCCUUCAAGGGUGAGAUGAACAGGGGCAACUUCCUGGAGAUCAAGAACAAGUUCCUGGCCAGGAGGUUCAAGCUGCUGGAGCAGGCACUGGUGAUUGAGGAGCAGCUGCGGCGAGCUGCCUAUCUGAACAUGUCGGAAGAUCCAUCGCACCCGUCUAUGGCCCUCAAUACACGUUUUGCUGAGGUGGAGUGUCUGGCAGAGAGCCACCAGCACCUGUCCAAGGAGUCAAUGGCUGGGAACAAGCCAGCCAAUGCUGUUCUUCACAAAGUUUUGAAGCAGCUGGAGGAGCUUCUGAGUGACAUGAAGGCAGAUGUGACUCGGCUGCCUGCCACCAUUGCCCGCAUCCCACCUGUGGCUGUGCGCCUCCAGAUGUCUGAGCGCAACAUCCUUAGUCGACUGGCCAACCGCAGCAGCGAACCUCCUCCCCCACCACCUCCCCAGCAGGUGGCCCAGCAGCAAUGAGUCCCUGGCUUGGUACUGUUGGCUUCUUGACCAAGCUGAAAUGAUCCUCCUUCACACUCUACCCUUCCUCUGCCUGACGUUCCUGAUCGGGUGCUGUUCCCCUUGGUGGACGUUGCUGCACAGGCCUCCCUGGGGGAGAGGAGACUCCUCCCUCUGCUGCCAGCCCACACAAGCAAGGAGUGUGCUGGGGCUAGAGGGGACAUGAUGGACUCUGUACAUAGUGACUGGAGGCCACAGCGCCACGUCCUGUUACACAGAAUCCUGGCUGCACUGCUCGCUGCCUCAGCCUGGAGUUCCACGUUUUUUGUUUUAAUCUUAUUUUGAGUUUGUUUACUGAGAUGAGUGUACAGAUGAGACCAAGCAAAAGCCAGGACAGAGACACAGCUACCUCCAUCAAGAUCGUUUUUAAUACAAAAACUGACUGGACUUGUCCACUAAUAAACAGCUAAAAAAGAUGAAAAAAAUCUUGAUAAAACUGAAAAAUAAAGGUUUCCUUGUAUUUUAUUCUGCUGUCUUUAGUAGCUGUGCCAAGAAGUUGUGGGGAGGAAAUAGCAGG
Messenger RNA from Emys orbicularis (European pond turtle), 6441 nucleotides. RefSeq names its product chromodomain helicase DNA binding protein 4 (gene CHD4). Gene Ontology annotation, biological process: negative regulation of transcription by RNA polymerase II; chromatin remodeling. NCBI's taxonomy places the organism in Eukaryota, Metazoa, Chordata, Testudines, Emydidae. Gene Ontology annotation, cellular component: chromatin; nucleus. The record is from RefSeq and is a predicted model, not a curated record. Gene Ontology annotation, molecular function: DNA binding; histone binding; ATP hydrolysis activity. The coding region runs from base 129 to 5885 and encodes 1918 amino acids. The transcript has 40 exons.